UUGCUUUGCUGCUAAAUGGUAAUCAUUAAAAAAACUAGAGAGAGAAACCCGGGUUUGGUUUGGUUGUGUAUGUACCAAGAAACGUGAAAAAAGUCGUAUAUGGGCGGGCGGGCGGUAGUGGGCCUUGGUCAGAGUAGAGGAGCCAGAGGGAAUAUGCUGUUCCAUGGUCGAAAAAGGUUCCUUGCUCACAUUCUCCAAACCGUGCUCCUCCUCUUCAUUUCAAUUUCUUCACCACUUUGCAUUCGUCCACAAUAAGCAACGACCAACGGAUUGAUUGAUUGAUUAUAAAUGGGCAUGCGCCCAGCCUGCUCGUCGGCUUCCCUUCUCUCGCACAUCUCUCUGUAAUCAAGGAAUCAGUAGCUGGUGUUAGUUGUGAAGGUGCUUCCUACACAAUUUCAGAAAAUUAGGGCAAGUAUUUCAGGAGGAUGAUGGGAUCUGAUAAGCAACCUGUUGGUUUACUGGAUACUCUGAAUAUGGAAACAGUCAGAACGAUUUUCACUCACACGUACCCUUAUCCACAUCAGCAUUCUCGGCAUGCCGUCAUUGCGGUCUUUAUAGGCUGCCUAUUUUUCAUAUCAUCAGAUAAUAUGCAUACUCUCAUUCAGAAGUUAGACAGCAAUAUAAAAUGGUGGUCAAUAUAUGGCGGUUUGCUUGGAUUCUUCUAUUUCUUUUCUUCUCCAUUUAUAGGCAAAACAAUCAAACCAAGUUAUUCAAACUUCAGUCGCUGGUACAUUGCCUGGAUAUUGGUGGCCGCGUUAUAUCAUCUUCCAAGUUUUCAAUCGAUGGGAGUUGAUAUGAGGAUGAAUCUUUCUUUGUUUCUGACUAUCUAUGUGUCCUCAAUUUUGUUUCUCCUUGUAUUCCAUAUUGUAUUUAUUGGCCUCUGGUAUAUUGGCCUUGUUGCUCGUGUGGCUGGACGGAGGCCUGCAAUUCUAACAAUACUUCAAAAUUGUGCUGUUAUAAGUAUAGCGUGUUGUGUAUUUUAUAGCCACUGUGGCAAUCGUGCAAUUACAAGAGAAAAGUCAUUUGAAAGGAGAUUCUCAGCUUGGUUUACACUGUGGAACAAGGAAGAGAGGAAUUCAUGGCUUACAAAAUUUGUUCGUAUAAAUGAGUUUAAAGAUCAAGUUUGCUCAUCUUGGUUUGCUCCUGUUGGGUCAGCUAAUGAUUAUCCAUUUUUAUCAAAAUGGGUCAUUUAUGGUGAAGCUUGUAGUGGAGGCUCGUGUGUGGAAUCUCCAGCUGAAAUUUCGCCUAUAUAUUCCUUGUGGGCCACUUUCAUAGGCCUCUACAUGGCUAACUAUGUGGUUGAACGAUCAACAGGAUGGGCUCUUACUCACCCUGUGGCACAAAAAGAAGUUGAGAAGAAGAAAAAGAAGCAAAUGAAGCCUGAUUUUUUGGAUAUGGUUCCUUGGUAUUCUGGGACAUCAGCUGAUUUGUUUAAGACAGUUUUUGAUCUGCUGGUCUCCGUAACUGUGUUUGUUGGCCGGUUUGACAUGCGCAUGAUGCAGGCUGCAAUGAGCAGAGUUGAGGAUGGAGCUAAGCAAGAGGAUCUUCUGUAUGAUCAAUUUAGCGGAGAAGAUGAACUAUGGUUUGAUUUCAUGGCUGAUACAGGUGACGGUGGCAAUUCUUCAUAUAGUGUGGCAAGGCUUCUUGCUCAGCCCUCAAUCAGGGUUCGGAAUAAUGAUUCUUUUAUUGUGCUGCCGCGUGCAAACUUGCUCCUUAUUGGUGGUGACCUUGCGUACCCCAAUCCCUCUUCAUUUACAUACGAGAAGCGUCUUUUCCGCCCAUUUGAGCAUGCUCUUCAGCCUCCUAUCUGGUAUAAAGAGGAGCACAUAGCUGUAAAUAAACCAGAAUUGCCUCCUGGGAUAUCAGAACUCAAGAAGUAUGAUGGACCUCAAUGCUUUGUCAUACCUGGAAAUCAUGAUUGGUUUGAUGGGCUUCAGACAUUUAUGCGCUACAUUUGUCACAAGAGCUGGCUCGGAGGCUGGUUUAUGCCCCAAAAGAAAAGUUAUUUCGCACUUCAGCUACCAAAGGGAUGGUGGGUCUUUGGCCUUGACCUUGCACUCCAUUGUGAUAUUGAUGUAUACCAGUUCAAGUUUUUCUCUGAACUGAUAAAAGAUAAGGUGCGUGAACAUGAUUCUGUGAUCAUCAUGACCCACGAACCUAACUGGCUUCUUGAUUGGUACUGGAAUGACUCAACUGGGAAGAAUGUAACACACCUGAUACGUGAUCAUUUAAGAGGGAGAUGUAAGCUACGAAUGGCUGGAGACUUGCAUCAUUAUAUGCGCCAUUCAUACAUUCCAUCACAGAAACCUGUAUUGGUGCAACAUCUGCUCGUUAAUGGUUGUGGCGGAGCAUUCUUACAUCCCACUCAUGUCUUUAGUAAUUUCAACAGCUAUUACGGGACAUCUUAUGAAAGCAAGGCUUCUUAUCCAUCCUUUGAAGACUCCAGCAGGAUUGCAUUAGGAAAUAUAUUGAAGUUUCGGAAGAAAAAUUGGCAGUUUGACUUCAUAGGUGGUAUCAUAUAUUUUGUUUUGGCCUUCUCCAUGUUUCCGCAGUGCAAGCUAGAUCACAUCUUACAGGAUGAUACUUUCUCUGGUCACCUGAAGAAUUUCUUUGGGACAGUAUGGGAUGCCUUCAUCUAUAUGUUUGGGCGUUCAUACAUUUCCUUAGCUGGUGCUUUAAUUCUGUUAAUAAUCGCUAUUACCUUUGUGCCUUCAAAAGUGUCACGAAAAAGAAAAGUGAUUAUUGGUGUUCUCCACGUCUCUGCACACUUGUCUGCUGCCUUGAUUCUUAUGCUCCUUUUGGAAUUGGGUGUCGAGACAUGCAUCCGACAUAAGUUGUUGGCAACUUCAGGCUACCACACUUUGUAUGAAUGGUACCGUUCCGUGGAGAGCGAGCAUUUUCCUGACCCAACUGGUCUUCGGAAACGUAUCGAGCAUUGGACAUUCGGCCUCUAUCCCGCGUGCAUCAAGUACCUGAUGUCUGCUUUCGACGUUCCUGAGGUCAUGGCGGUGAGCAGAACGAGCAUCUGCAAGAAAGGGAUAGAUUCACUUUCCCGAGGCGGUGCUGCAAUAUACUAUGCGUCUGUCUUCCUCUACUUCUGGGUCUUUUCUACUCCCGUCGUUUCGCUGGUCUUCGGAAGCUACCUUUACAUCUGCAUCAAUUGGCUCCACAUACACUUCGACGAAGCCUUCUCGUCGCUCCGUAUUGCUAACUACAAGUCGUUCACACGGUUCCACAUCAACCGCAAAGGAAAUCUCGAAGUUUUCACCCUUGCAGUCGACAAGGUGCCGAAAGAGUGGAAGCUGGAUCCGAGCUGGGAAGGCGAAUCGAAGCUGCCGCAGAAUCUCAGCCACACAAGAAAAUUCCCGAGCAAGUGGCGAUCGGUUCUCCCGUUUCAGGACCCGGUGAGCAGCGUAAAAAUCGUCGACCAUUUUGUGGUGGAACAGACAGUGAGACCUGAAGAAGUAUUAGCUAAUGGAUCAGUAGCUCAUUGAUCGAUCGAUGGAAUGUAGGGAAUGAAUGGUAGAAUAGUUAAAAGUGUAUAAAAAGAAAAUGUGUAGAAUUCAAUUCAUAGAUGAUAAUGGAAAACACAGUUAUGGUUC
Andrographis paniculata is the source of this 3602-nucleotide messenger RNA. RefSeq lists its product as uncharacterized. Bases 426 to 3494 code for a protein of 1022 amino acids. Lineage: Eukaryota; Viridiplantae; Streptophyta; Magnoliopsida; Lamiales; Acanthaceae. The record is from RefSeq and is a predicted model, not a curated record. Gene Ontology annotation, molecular function: hydrolase activity. The transcript has 16 exons.